Diospyros lotus (date-plum) is the source of this 1729-nucleotide messenger RNA. RefSeq names its product E3 ubiquitin-protein ligase PUB23-like. The record is from RefSeq and is a predicted model, not a curated record. Gene Ontology annotation, molecular function: ubiquitin protein ligase activity. Bases 284 to 1522 code for a protein of 412 amino acids. The transcript has a single exon. NCBI's taxonomy places the organism in Eukaryota, Viridiplantae, Streptophyta, Magnoliopsida, Ericales, Ebenaceae. Gene Ontology annotation, biological process: protein ubiquitination.
AGCCCCUUCAAAUGCGUUCACAAAAAGACUAUCCCCUUUCUCUCCUCCCAAACACCACACGGCCCCUUCUCGUGUUUUGACUUUGAAUUUAUCUCCACAGCCCCAUGUAUAUAACCCUACCCUUUGCUUCUCCAAGCCUAUCAUCAACUCCUAUCCAGACAAACAAUUUCUCCACAUAUAUAUGAUCCAUCGCUUUGGUUCUUGAAUCCAUCUUUCACACACACAGAUAUAUAUUUGCUUUGAGGUUUCGAUCGAGUACUCUUCAUCUUCUUGAUCGCUUCGAAUGGACGAAAUCGAAGUUCCACCGUUUUUCCUCUGCCCCAUCUCUCUAGAGAUGAUGAAAGAUCCGGUCACCGUCCCCACCGGAAUCACGUACGAGAGGGAAUCAAUAGAAAGGUGGAUAUUUUCCGGGAAAAACAAGACUUGCCCGGUAACCAAACAAGUUCUUUCGGACCCAGAAGAUUUAACCCCAAACCACACUCUCCGCCGGCUGAUCCAGUCUUGGUGCACCCUGAACGCCUCCCACGGCAUCGAAAGGUUCCCGACGCCGAAGCCUCCGGUCAACAAAGCCCAGAUUUUGAAGCUUCUCAACAGCGCAAAAUCCCCACAGAAACAGAUGAAUUGCCUCCGAGAGCUCAAAUCCAUUGGCUCCGCAAGCGAGGCCAACAAAAGGUGCAUAGAAUCCGCCGGUGCAGUCGACUUCCUAGCUUCACUUGUCAGCUUCAAAACCAAUGCUUCAGCCCUAGAAGAAGUACCAUGCGACGAUGCCUUUGAAUUCACAAGUCCCGGCAACGAGGCCCUGAGAGUUCUCUACAAUCUCCGGCCGUCCGAAGCCAGCCUCAAGUCUCUCUCCAAUAGCGGAUUCACCGACUCCCUAUUGCGCGUAAUGCAAAGAGGAGACUACGAGUCCCGCGCCUACGCAGUCUUCUUGAUGAAAUCGAUCCUCGAAGUCGCUGAAUACCCGCUAUUAACAAACCUGAAACCAGAGUUCUUCAUCGAGAUAAUCCAGCUCCUGCACGAUCAGAUAUCGUCCAAGGCCUCAAAAGCUUCUCUUCAGCUCCUGAUCAACGCCAUUCCCUGGGCCCGGAACCAGGCUAAAGCAGUGGAGGCCGGCGCCGUGCCGGUUCUCGUGGAUCUCCUCGUCGAUUCGCCGGAGAAGAGGAUCAGCGAGAUGAUCCUGGUGGUGUUGGAUCUGCUCUGCCAUUGCGCGGAAGGGAGAGCGGAGCUGUUGAAGCACGGGGCGGGGUUGGCGGUGGUAUCCAAGAAGAUACUUAGGGUUUCGAGGGUGGGGAGUGAGAUGGCGAUGAGGAUUCUGCUUUCGGUUUCCAAGUACUCGGCGAGUCCCAGCGUGGUUGAGGAGAUGCUGCAGCUGGGCGUGGUGGCGAAGCUGUGCCUGGUGCUUCAGCUGGAUGCUGGCAACAAGGCCAAGGAGAAAGCCAGGGAGAUCCUGAAGCUGCAUGCUAGGGCUUGGAAGGACUCUUCAUGUCUACCACUCACCUUGCGCUCUUCUUAUCCAUCUUGAGAGGGAGAUAGAGAGGUUUGCAUUUGUGUACAUAAUAUAGUGCUAAUUGGUUUAGCAUUGGAACAUUAGGAUUUAAUCCAGGGAACAACAAAUAGUGUUGCCUGAUUAAUUUUUGAAGUAAAAUUGUUGAAGCAAUUAAAGCAGCUAGCAUGUAUAUAUAUAUAUAUAUAUAGUCUGUGGUGUAUUACAAAUUAAAGAAUUAACCAA